Gastrolobium bilobum is the source of this 1120-nucleotide messenger RNA. Its product is annotated as THO complex subunit 4B-like. Gene Ontology annotation, cellular component: nucleus. The transcript has 4 exons. The record is from RefSeq and is a predicted model, not a curated record. Gene Ontology annotation, biological process: mRNA export from nucleus. Gene Ontology annotation, molecular function: mRNA binding. Bases 69 to 845 code for a protein of 258 amino acids. NCBI's taxonomy places the organism in Eukaryota, Viridiplantae, Streptophyta, Magnoliopsida, Fabales, Fabaceae.
UUCUCAGAUCACAUUCACACACUCUUUCUUCGUAAAACCCUACUCUCUCUCCCAUUUCUCCGGCGACAAUGGCAACCGGUCUCGACAUGUCACUCGACUACAUUAUCAAGAGCUCCGCCGCCGCACCUCGCCGCCGAGAAUAUGGUCCCGGACCGGACCGCCGCUUCACUCUUCACAACCUGGCCAGAACGACGCCGUACGCAAUCCCUCAGGGAAGGCAAGCUAACGUGGUUCCGGAAAUGGUUUUGGAUGGUGCUGCAGCUGAGAGUGGCACAAAACUCUAUAUAUCUAACUUGGAUUAUGGGGUUUCCAACCAAGAUAUUAAGCUGCUGUUCUCGGAAGAGGGUGAGUUGAAAAGGUACUCCAUUCAUUAUGACAAGAGUGGGAGAUCAAAGGGAACAGCAGAAGUUGUCUUUACAAGGCGGUCUGAUGCUUUAACAGCCAUCAAGAAAUACAACAAUAUGAGGCUUGAUGGAAAAUCAUUGCAAAUUGAGCUUGUUGGAACAAGAUUGGUUAGUUCUGCUGUCACGCCUCUUUGUCAAAAUAGCUUACUGGGAAGACCAAAUAAUGUCCUAGGAAGCGAACGAGGAAGGGUUGGAGGAAGCAGGUUCCACAUUGGCUUUGCUCGUGGCUACCUUCCAAGGGGCCAUGGAAAAGAGAAGGAUCAUGUUCAAAAGGUAUCUUUUAGAGACCUUGAUCAUGACUUGGAGAGGUAUCAUCGCCGUCCAAGAUUCCUCGGAGAAGUGAAGGGCCAUAUUGGAAAGGUCUCUGUUAGAGAUCUUGAUGCUGAUUUAGAGAGGUAUCACUUAGAAGCUAUGCAGAUAAAUGAAGAAAACGGAAAGUGAGAUCAUGAUUGUUAGCUAGAAUGACUCCUAUUCUGAAUACAUAGGUCAUAAAAGCAUGGGGUGUAGGAUAACGGAAAUAUGUCUGGGGUUCCCAUUUCUAAUUUUAGUUCUAAGAUUUUACUUCUGUAUAUGUUAGUUUGCUAUUUGUACAUCUCAGUUUCAAAACUUUCAACAGAUUCAGUUACCUCAUUGGAGAUACAGAUCCAUGGAUAUUUUUCGCACUAAAGAAUCAAAAUUCCCAUGACAUGUUGCUUGGAUGGCUAAUGAUAAUCAGU